UACUGGAAGUGAUUCUCUACAAACCUGCUUGCUUUUACCAUAGACUUUUACACUCAUUCAUCAGCUCAACUGGUAGUUAACUUGUGAUCCACGGGUCUCUCAGUGUUCAAAUAUGUCUGCGGUUAUUAGGAAGAUCAUUCACACUGCAGCAGCUCCUGCCGCGAUCGGGCCUUACAGCCAGGCUGUUGUGGUGGACCGCACAAUGUACAUCUCAGGACAGCUGGGAAUGGACGUAGCAUCAGGACAGUUGGUGGCAGGAGGAGUGCAGGCUCAGGCCAAACAGGCACUCAUUAACAUGGGGGAGAUUCUGAAAGCUGCUGGAUGUGGAUAUGAAAAUGUUGUCAAGGCCACAGUAUUGUUGGCAGACAUUAAUGACUUCAAUAACGUCAAUGAUGUUUACAAGCAGUUUUUCAAGAGCAAUUUCCCAGCUAGAGCUGCCUAUCAAGUAUCCGCGCUGCCCAGAGGGGGGCUUGUUGAGAUUGAGGCCGUCGCUGUGUUGGGACCCAUCACAGAUGCCUCCUGACUAUAUGACCCCAGCAUGCAUCACAAAUUGUAAAUAUAGUUUUAUGGAGACUGCAUCCAAGAUUACAAAUUACCAA
Messenger RNA from Rhinichthys klamathensis goyatoka, 599 nucleotides. RefSeq names its product reactive intermediate imine deaminase A homolog (gene rida). Gene Ontology annotation, molecular function: deaminase activity. Gene Ontology annotation, cellular component: cytosol. The record is from RefSeq and is a predicted model, not a curated record. The coding region runs from base 113 to 523 and encodes 136 amino acids. NCBI's taxonomy places the organism in Eukaryota, Metazoa, Chordata, Actinopteri, Cypriniformes, Leuciscidae. The transcript is spliced from 6 exons.